Molecule: messenger RNA, 4701 nt
Organism: Gymnogyps californianus (California condor)
Lineage: Eukaryota; Metazoa; Chordata; Aves; Accipitriformes; Cathartidae
Gene: BRIP1
Product: BRCA1 interacting helicase 1
Exons: 20
Coding region: 99-3917 (1272 amino acids)
Biological process (GO): nucleotide-excision repair; double-strand break repair involved in meiotic recombination
Cellular component (GO): nucleus
Molecular function (GO): hydrolase activity, acting on acid anhydrides, in phosphorus-containing anhydrides; DNA binding; ATP binding
Source: RefSeq, a predicted model, not a curated record
GCCAUAUGUUGGUGUUUUUUUGAUGUAUAUGUUUACUCGUUAGAAGUCAGAUGAGGACACAGUUAUAAACCUGAAGUAAACGGCAGGAAGAAGUGGCAAUGCCUUCUGAUGUGUCAGAAUAUACUAUUGGGGGAGUGAAGAUCAUAUUCCCUUGCAAGGCUUACCCUUCACAACUUGCUAUGAUGAAUGCUAUUGUUAAGGGCUUAAAUAACAGGCAACACUGUCUGUUGGAGAGCCCUACAGGAAGUGGCAAAAGCUUGGCAUUACUUUGUUCUGCAUUAUCAUGGCAGCGGUCUCUGUAUGAAAAAUCACUGCUUACGUCGUCAUGUGAAAAGGAAGACAGAAAGCCAGAGACCUCACCACCAUGUCGCUGCACGUGUCAUGUUGAGCCUAAGAGCAACGAGGCUGCAACAAGUGUGAAUCAUGGUGCGUCUUGUUCUUUUAAUAAUUAUGAAACAGGAAGUUCCGUAAAACCCGGAAGCCCGCUAACAAACACAGAAUGUAAAGAAAAUGAAACGCUGGCUUCAAAAUUGUCUGCCAAAAAAAGGUUAUCUCUAUGUGACAAUGAGAAUGAUGAUUUUCAAGUAGACAGGAAAAGGAUUCGUCCUUUAGAAACUGAGCAGCAGGUUAGAAAACGUCAUUGUUUUGCAAAAGGAGUGCAGCUAGUUGAUGCUUUAGAAGUUUAUCAUCAGAGAAAAAAUGGAGAGCUGAUUAUUCACUCUGAAAAAAGUGUGAAAACCACUACUUUUUCUCCCAAAACAUCUUCUGGCCCUUGCACUGAGUGUUCCUGUUCUUCCGGAAAAGAAACUGAUAAAGAUACUAGUAACACAAAGAAGAAAGAAAAUGGAGAUCGGUCGUUCGUUCCCAAAAUAUUUUUUGGAACACGAACACACAAGCAAAUAUCCCAGAUUACCAGAGAGUUGAAGAGAACAGCGUAUUCCAGUGUCCCUAUGACAGUUCUUUCUAGCCGGGAUUAUACCUGUAUUCAUCCAGUGGUGUCUAGUAGUGGUAGUAACAGGAACGAAAUGUGUGUAGAAUUGCUGGAAGGAAAACAUGGCAAGUCCUGUCUUUACUAUCACGGUGUUCAUAAACUCAGUGAACAUCAUGCCCUACAGUCUGCACAUAGGAUGUAUCAGGCUUGGGACAUUGAAGAUCUAGUGGGCUUGGGAAAGAAGCUUCGUGCCUGUGCAUAUUUUGCAGCCAGAGAACUCAUGGUGGGCGCAGAUAUUGUAUUUUGUCCUUAUAAUUAUCUCCUCGACCCGCAGAUACGGGAAAGCAUGGAAAUUAACCUAAAAGGCCAAGUAGUCAUUUUAGAUGAAGCCCAUAAUAUUGAGGACUGUGCUCGGGAGUCAGUGAGCUACGGUGUUACAGAAAGUCAACUAAGAGCUGCUCGAGAAGAGCUAGAUUUCAUGGUCAAUAACAACAUCAGACAGAAAGAUCAUGAGGCCUUGCGGGCUGUGUGCUGCUCUUUGACAAACUGGUUACAGGAGAGCUAUAGUCAACUAGUAGAAAGAGGGUAUGAAACUUCCUGUAAGGUUUGGAGUGGAAAAGAAAUGCUCACCACUUUGCACAAAAUGGGAAUAACUGGUAUUACUUUUCCCAUUUUACAGAAACAUCUUGCCACUGUCCUGGAAAAAGAAGAAAAAAUAUCAGUGCUCGGUAGAGAGGAACUUAUUGAGAUACCGAUUGUGAGCCCUGCCACUCAGAUUGUGCUGAAGGGGUUAUUCAUGGUUCUCUUUUGUCUUUUUAAAGAUAAUAGCAGGUAUGCAGAUGACUACAGAGUUGCUCUACAACAAACUUACGCUUGGAUGAAUGAAAACCAACUUGAUGUUUCAGAUACAAGUGCCUUCUUUACACGGCCCAAGCAUAAAAGGAGUUUGCGGCAGAAAACCGUAGUCCGCAUGCUUAAUUUUUGGUGCUUGAAUCCUGCUGUGGCUUUUUCAGACUUAAGUGAUGUUAGAACAAUUGUUCUGACAUCUGGUACACUCUCUCCAAUGGAUUCAUUUUCUUCAGAGCUUGGCGUGAAGUUUUCUAUUCAGUUGGAGGCAAAUCACAUUAUUCGGAACUCACAGGUUUGGGUUGGCACCGUUGGAGCAGGCCCUAACGGUCGGAAGUUGUGUGCCACGUUCCAGCAUACAGAGACCUUUGAGUUCCAAGAUGAGGUGGGAGCACUUCUGCUUUCAGUGUGUAAAACAGUUGGCCAGGGAAUCUUGUGCUUUUUGCCGUCCUAUAAGCUGUUGGACAAAUUAAAAGAUCGCUGGAUGCACACUGGCUUAUGGAGAAACCUGGAGCUGGCUAAGACAGUCAUUGCAGAGCCUCAAGGAGGGGCAAAGAGUGACUUUGAUGAACUGCUGAAAAUAUACUACGAUGCAAUAAAAUGUAAAGGAGAAAAAGAUGGAGCACUCCUUAUAGCUGUAUGCAGAGGAAAAGUUAGUGAAGGCUUGGAUUUCUGUGAUGAGAAUGCCCGUGCAGUUAUAACCAUAGGUAUUCCGUUUCCAAAUGUGAAAGACCUGCAGGUUGAAUUAAAGAGGAAGUACAAUGACCAGCACAAAAAUACAAGAGGCCUUUUACCAGGGAGUCAGUGGUAUGAAAUUCAAGCUUAUAGGGCUCUGAACCAAGCCCUGGGAAGGUGUAUAAGACAUAGGAAUGACUGGGGUGCUCUUAUUUUAGUUGAUGACCGCUUCCGGAAUAACCCUAAUAAGUACAUAACUGGGUUAUCUAAAUGGAUUCGUCAACAAAUCCAGCACCAUGAAAAUUUUAGUAGUGCUCUUGAAUCCUUGCAUGCAUUUGCUAUAAGAAACCAGAAAAGCAUUGAUUGUUCAUCAGAGUGCAGCAGUGAAUUUCUCCAUGUACUUUCAAAUUCAAAAGACCUGUCACAAGCCUCUCAACGGGAGGCAACUAUUUGUCUGUCACCAGAUGUUCCUGCUAAAAGUGAGGAGCAAAAUUUGAUUUCAGAAAUUAGUUUUACUACUACCAGCAGCUCAGUUAAUCCUACAGCAUCAAAUCAGCCAAGUAACAUCACGGCAACAAUGAAACAAAGUGGCCAGAAAGUUGAUGUAGAGAGUCAUUCUCACCAUGUAACACAAAGAAGAAAACAUAUGGACUCCACACCCAAAAUGGCAGUAACUAAAAUAGAGAGAGAAAAAAAGAAUGGUUGGACUAAUGCUGAUAUUAUGAAAGAACAUUGCUGCUUUAAACCACUGACUUCAACACCUUUGCCUGUAGCCAAGAACAGUGUGUCCACAGCUAGUAGCAAACAAAAGAAUGUGAAUAGGGCUAGUGAACUUCUUGAUAGUGUAAAUCAAUGCCAGUCAUCAUUAAUUUCAGAACAUAAACCAAGUGUACCAGAAUCAUGUUUGGAAACAACUAAUUUUUCAGUUAAAAAUACUGAAGCUCCAGUUGCUGAAGAGCAUCCUGAUAAGCUACAGCUUCAAGUUGAGCCCCGCAGUGAGUUUCCUUCAGCAGGACAGAAAUCUGAACUUUCAGUGUUAAAUGUAUCUGCAGAAGCUGAAGAAGAGGAUGAGAGUAUCUACUUCACACCAGAACUCUAUGAUGAUGUAGAAUCAGAGGAAGAGAAAAUCAGACCACUGCUUCCAACCCCUAAUACAAAUGAGAAUCUGAUUGAAUGUGGAAACUCCACAGUUGCUGACGAUCUUUUUGCAAUCAACACCACAGAAAUACUAAGCGUGACUAAAAAAAUGAUUGAUGAUGAUGAUGGCAGAAGCACAAAUUUACAUGGAAUAAUGCAAAAUGAGGGGAGUAAGAAUAAUGCAGUUAAUAAUGUAGAGAUGACUAGUGAAAUAGAAGCAGAGCAGAUAGCAUCUCAACAGACGGACACCAAAAAACGGAAAAUCAAUCUUUCCAGAUCACGAAAUAAAGGUGUGUCAUCCUUUCUGUUGAGCAAUACUAGCACAUAGUGACAGCUUCUGUAGGAAACAUAGUGAGCAGCCUUUACAACAUAGCCUCACUAUAGAGCAGUGAUGGCUUUCUAGUUCUCAUUUAAUAUGUGCUGCUAUCAGACUCGAUUUUUCAUUAUACUUUUUUGUUUUUCACUGUGAAAAUUGUACAACAUGCAGUUUUCUAUACUUAUAAUUAAGAUUCUUCAUCCUGUGUGACGAAAGGACAUCAUGUGUGGAAAUUCUAAAUAGAAGCCCAAGUAGCAUUUGACUUGUAAUUGUAGGCUGAGGAGGUUUGUCUAUUACAGAUUUAAUUAAUCUGCCAUUAAAUACAAUCAAACAAUUGCGUUUUUCUCAGAAAGCAGAACACCCAUAUAAUCAAAUUAUGGUUUUCUGCAUUUGUUAGGGCUUUUUUUUUAAUUGAAUCCGUAGAACAGCAUCUUUGCAGAUCAAGUAAUAUGAUAGAUUGAGCCUAGAUACUGAAAUAGGUGUGGUCUUCAGUACUUUGUUUCCCUCAAAUUUCUUUUGUCAAAAUGUCUAUCAGAAGCUGUGUCGUAGUAGUACAGUAGUAUUUGAACAUUUUGAUAUUUGAUGAUGAUGAGAGGUUUCUUCAGAGGUCUUUAUUUGUUUUAUAUAAAAGUUGAGGUUUCUUUAAAAUUUUCUUUUGUGAGAGGAUUUAAUUUCUUUCGGUCAGAUUCUGUAUGUAUUCAUAUCAAAAUGUGUACUCAUUUGUACGCCCUACAAACACAUUUUCUAUGUAAUAUAUAACAAUGUAAAUUUGUACAUAAAGGUCUUUAAAUCUUCC